CGGUUGGCCAAUCUCCUGGAUAGAAGAGACGAUCCCCCUUGUCGACGGCUUUUCGGGGCCGACCUCAUCGAGAUACGUUGAUCUCCUCCGAGAUCUUAGUUCCCAAUGCAAGUCCACGAUUUCCCUCACGACUAUGCCGGACGAGUCGCCCAAGCGAUGGCCACCGUCUCCGUUGCUACCCACCUUGUAUUUCGAGGGCGAUUCGGCCUCAUCUUCAAGGGCAAGAACCGACUCGUGCUCAUCAUCGUCGAUUCGACCCAGAUCGACUUCACUCUCUUCGUUGCCGUCAUCACAUUCACGCUCGUCUCUGCCGUGUACUUCACCAGUGCUACCCAGCGCAGACACGAGUGAAGCGCUCUCUACACCAGCGUCGCCACAGACGAGUUUUUCGGACUUGAGGCGGAGGAAAUCGUCAUUAUUUACGGAAGCCGGUGUCUCUUAUCGGUGCCCUGCGCUCCAGUCAUUCUCCGAGACCAAAGCUUCUCGAAGGAGCUACACUGAUUCAUUUGUGACACCCAACGGUCUUUUGGAGAGCCAGGAAGCGAGCAAAAGCUGUAUUGUUCUUCCUCGGCGCAAUGACGAACAUGAAGCCUCUGCACUUCUACAAGCGUCCUCCCUCGACGCUGAUGAUGUCGCCAUUGGCACAUACAAAGGCUUACUUAACGAGCAUGGACUGGCCUGGGGCUGCGCAG
This is a messenger RNA of Acaromyces ingoldii, 692 nucleotides long. RefSeq lists its product as hypothetical. The transcript has a single exon. The record is from RefSeq and is a predicted model, not a curated record. Lineage: Eukaryota; Fungi; Basidiomycota; Exobasidiomycetes; Exobasidiales; Cryptobasidiaceae. Bases 106 to 351 code for a protein of 81 amino acids.